AUGCUCGUCGGUCUAUGCGGAGGCAUAUGCGCGGGCAAACAUGCGAUUGCCGAAUACCUGAUCCGGCACCAGGGCUUCCAGCUCCUCGAACUGUCUAGCAAAUCCCCUCACCGUACCACCGAUCAGCUGGGGGACGACCUCAGAUUACAAGCUUCGGAGAUCGGCAAAUCCGGCGUGCAGUCGGACUUCGUUUUUGAAACCGCCGAUUCCCUCUUGGACUUCGCGACAAAACGAUGGCAAGAACGUUGGGUGACAACCGAUAUUGCGAACGGCGAGACGCUCGACCGCUUUCUCUUGCGCCCUUUUUUCCUUCUCGUGAGCGUUGACGCCCCCGUAAGCCUCCGCUGGAAGCGAUUCUCCGACCGAUGCCGGCGAAGGCAACUGGACCCUCCCGAUCUGGAAAAGUUCGUACUGUGGAAUGACCGCCAUCUUUAUGAAAAGGACAUCGGACGCGUGUAUCUGACCGGCAGGGCCCACGUGCGCUUAUUCAACUCCUCCUCGUCCCUGCGCGAGCUCUAUCAGUCUCUCCAGACGUUGGACCUGGCGGAUGAACAAAGACUACGACCGAACUGGGAUCAAUACUUCAUGCAAUUAGCAUCUCUUGCAGCACAAAGAAGCAACUGUAUGAAACGAAGAGUAGGGUGCGUGCUCGUUCGGGAACGUCGGGUCAUCAGUACCGGCUACAACGGGACUCCUCGACACCUGACGAAUUGUAACGAAGGUGGAUGCCCACGUUGCAACCGCGGUGACGGCGGUGGUGUCGGUCUUUCCACCUGCCUUUGCCUUCACGCCGAGGAAAAUGCAUUGUUGGAAGCUGGUAGAGAGCGGAUUCGAGAAGGUGCAAUCCUCUAUUGUGAUACGUGCCCUUGUUUGACUUGUACCGUUAAAAUUGCCCAGGUUGGAAUCUCCGAAGUUGUUUAUUCGCAGGGGUACAACAUGGACAAGGAUAGCGCUGCCAUCCUUGAGGCCGCGGGCGUCCGCCUGCGGCAAUUCAGCCCGCCAUCAAAUGGACUCAUCUAUCUGCAGGGCCCUAUUGGAACUACCGCAACUUGA
Penicillium cinerascens is the source of this 1053-nucleotide messenger RNA. Its product is annotated as deoxycytidine monophosphate deaminase. The coding region runs from base 1 to 1053 and encodes 350 amino acids. Lineage: Eukaryota; Fungi; Ascomycota; Eurotiomycetes; Eurotiales; Aspergillaceae. Gene Ontology annotation, molecular function: zinc ion binding; hydrolase activity. The record is from RefSeq and is a predicted model, not a curated record. The transcript has 7 exons.